AUAUCUCAUAUUGUAAAUAUCUCCUUCAAGCACUCUCUUCUUGUUCACUGCAAAUACUCAGACUGAACUUAAUAGGAAGAACUUUAGUGCCAUAUUAAGACUAUUUGAUAAUGGCUCUUCAGGCUGCUUCUUUAGUUUCCUCUGCUUUUGUUGUCCCCAAAGAGGGCAAAUCUAAUGCAUCUUUCAAGGACUCCAGUUUGUUUGGAGUUUCACUCUCAGAUCAUCUCAAAGCUGAUUUUAGCUCUUCUGCAUUGAGGUGCAAGAGGGAAUCAAACCAAAGAAUUGGGGCUGUGAGAGCCCAAACAACGGCAACAGCAAGUCCAGCAGUGAACAGGGCAUCCACAGAAGGCAAAAAGACCCUAAGAAAGGGCAGUGUUGUGAUCACUGGUGCUUCUUCUGGGUUAGGUUUAGCUACAGCUAAAGCUUUAGCAGAAACUGGAAAAUGGCAUAUAAUCAUGGCCUGCAGAGACUUUCUUAAGACAGAAAGAGCAGCCAAAUCAGCUGGCAUUGCCAAAGAAAAUUACACAAUUAUGCAUUUGGAUCUUGCUUCUCUUGACAGUGUUCGCCAAUUUGUCGACAACUUUAGGCGAUCUGGAAGGCCUCUUGAUGUUCUUGUCUGCAAUGCUGCUGUUUACUUGCCAACAGCUAAAGAGCCUACAUUCACUGCUGAAGGAUUUGAACUUAGUGUUGGCACUAACCAUCUUGGUCAUUUCCUCCUCUCUCGUUUGCUUCUUGAUGAUCUCAACAAAUCCGAUUAUCCAUCAAGGCGACUCAUCAUUGUUGGCUCAAUUACUGGGAACACAAACACAUUGGCUGGCAAUGUACCUCCUAAGGCCAAUCUUGGGGAUAUGAGGGGACUUGCAGGAGGUUUGAAUGGGCUAAACACUUCAUCCAUGAUCGAUGGUGGGGAAUUCGAUGGUGCCAAAGCCUACAAGGACAGCAAAGUUUGCAACAUGCUUACGAUGCAAGAGUUCCAUAGGCGCUAUCAUGAAGAAACCGGCAUCACUUUUGCUUCCCUUUAUCCCGGUUGCAUUGCCACAACAGGCUUGUUCAGGGAGCACAUUCCUUUGUUCAGGCUUCUAUUCCCUCCGUUCCAGAAGUACAUUACCAAGGGCUUUGUAUCUGAAGAUGAGGCUGGAAAAAGGCUUGCUCAGGUCGUUAGUGAGCCAAGCUUGACAAAAUCAGGUGUGUACUGGAGCUGGAAUAAGGAUUCAGCUUCAUUUGAGAACCAGUUGUCUCAAGAAGCUAGUGACGCAGACAAGGCUCGGAAAGUAUGGGAGAUUAGUGAGAAACUUGUUGGUUUGGCUUAAUUACAUUCUUCAAGUUCUUUUCAAACUAAUUGUCGUCACGGGAGAGGAUGAUGUUACUGCAGAGCUGAAUCCUUGUACGAGUGAAGCUUGUAUUCAGAUACUGUGCUUUUUGUAAAACAAUUUUCUGUUGUAGGAGUAGAUAACUUGUUUGUACCAUUUGACAAUAAAAUACUCAUCCUCGUUGCAAGUCACAAAUAACAAACUUUUUUUAAACUGAAA
Jatropha curcas is the source of this 1529-nucleotide messenger RNA. Its product is annotated as protochlorophyllide reductase, chloroplastic. Gene Ontology annotation, molecular function: protochlorophyllide reductase activity. Lineage: Eukaryota; Viridiplantae; Streptophyta; Magnoliopsida; Malpighiales; Euphorbiaceae. The record is from RefSeq and is a predicted model, not a curated record.